AUGGCAGGAACCAUGGCUUUCACUGCCGCUCCCGGUGUUUCAGUUCCCACCCAGUUGCAGGGUCACAGCGCGCAGACUUCAGCGAAGCCGACCUCAGCACCCGGCGCCGUUCCUCUGGCCACAGCCGCUCUGGGAGCCGCAGCCGUCGGCGCCGCAGCUGCGCGCGGGGGGUCCCGCAGGGAGGCCAAGAAGAGGACUGCUGUCAGGGUGAACCCGGACGACAUGGAUGAGGUUUGCGAGCAGACUGGGGUCACCCUCAGCCGCUACUGCAUAGAGCUGGCCAACCGUGGCAUCAUCGAUUCUGACCUGGACUCCAUUAUGAACUCUAUCCGUGAGGCCUCGAAGGUCAUCUCGAAGCUGGUCAACACGGCUCCACUGCAGCAGGCCGAACUGUUGGGGCUGCAGGGCGAGAUCAACGUACAGGGUGAAGAUCAGAAGAAGCUGGAUGUCAUUACAAACGAUGUGUUCAAGAACGCCUUGCGCUACACGGGAAAGCUGGGAACACUCGCAUCAGAGGAGGAGGAUGAACCGGUGGAUGGCUGGGCGGGACAGAGCGAGAGCGAUUUGAUCCCCGUGCUGUCGGAGGAGUUUGCCGAGACUGGCAAGUAUAUCUGCGUUUUUGAUCCCUUGGAUGGCAGCAGCAAUGUGGAUGCAGGCAUUCCUGUUGGAACCAUCUUCGGAGUCUUUGAGGAGCCGAACAUGGCCGAAUGUGAGCUGCCCGAAGAUCUUUCGAAAGGCCUGACGGAGGAGCAGCAGAGGUGUCUCGCAGGCACGUUGCAGCCCGGAAAGUCGUUGGUGGCCGCCGGCUACGUGCUGUAUUCCGCUUCCACCGAGCUGGUCCUCACCUUUGGCCAUGGCGUGGUCGGCUUCACCUUGGAUACCAGCAUUGGCGAAUUCGUGAUGACUCGACCUUCGAUCAAGAUUCCAGCAAGGGGCAAGAUUUACUCCUGCAACCAAGCCAACAUCGCAGAGUGGGACGAGCCAAUGAGGCAGUACAUCUCGGACAUCCGUGACGGCAAAGGCGAGUCUGGCAAAGCCUAUUCCCUUCGCUACAUCGGCUCCAUGGUCGGCGAUAUUCACCGCACGCUGCUUUAUGGCGGCAUCUUCGCAUAUCCAGCCGACAACAAGAACCAGGACGGCAAACUUCGACUUCUGUACGAAGGUGCACCGAUGUCCUUCAUCAUGGAACAAGCUGGUGGCAAGGCGAUCACAGGACACAGCCGGGUCUUGGACAUUCCGCCGCAAUUCGUCCACCAGCGCGUGCCGGUGAUCUUGGGCUCGUCGGACGAUGUGGAUGAGUGCCGCAAGUACUUCGACAAGUCGGACGAUCCGGCUUUGAAGGAGAGGCGGAAUUGA
Messenger RNA from Symbiodinium sp. CCMP2456, 1356 nucleotides. NCBI's taxonomy places the organism in Eukaryota, Dinophyceae, Suessiales, Symbiodiniaceae. The record is from the annotation of a GenBank genome assembly.